This is a messenger RNA of Eruca vesicaria subsp. sativa (arugula), 389 nucleotides long. The record is from the annotation of a GenBank genome assembly. Lineage: Eukaryota; Viridiplantae; Streptophyta; Magnoliopsida; Brassicales; Brassicaceae.
CAGACAUGACAGGUCACGCUGGUUUGGUUAACCUGGGAACAGAGGAAGAGAAACAAGAAGCAAACGAACCUAAACAACCCGGUGGCGAGGGAGGGAGCGAAGAAGAUGACUUGUUCGAGAUAAACCUGGAGGCCUUGAGUGAUACGAAGUCGUCUCCCCGGUAUGAAUGUCAGAGAUUUCCAACGAGGACAGGCAGUGUUUUAUUGGCGAACUGUCUAUUGCCGGCUGCGGACAUCUCUGGUGCCGUGCCGGCAACGUCAAAUGCUUGGAGUGAUAGGGUCCGGUUUAGAGGGUUUUUCUAUGUUGAAAAUUUAAGGACUGAGAGUAAGAAGCUUAAUUAUUUUUGAAAAUUUAAGGACUGAGUAAGAACUAAGAUGCUUAAGUAUCUG